Anopheles maculipalpis is the source of this 1166-nucleotide messenger RNA. Its product is annotated as ketimine reductase mu-crystallin. The record is from RefSeq and is a predicted model, not a curated record. NCBI's taxonomy places the organism in Eukaryota, Metazoa, Arthropoda, Insecta, Diptera, Culicidae. Gene Ontology annotation, cellular component: cytoplasm. Bases 45 to 1166 code for a protein of 373 amino acids. Gene Ontology annotation, molecular function: hormone binding. The transcript has 3 exons.
AGAAAGAACACACGAGGAAGAAACCACAAAACAAAACAUCAACAAUGAGUAAGAACGUAGGCACCAACACACGAUCGAGGCCAGUUUUUAUCGAUGAGGAUCAGGUGAAACAAUUGCUAGAUUGGGAUGGGGCACGGUACGCUCUCGAGCAGGCGUUUGUGUCCGUUUCGAACCAGGCGCGGGACACGGGAACUCGUUUGACUGACCAGCCGGUUAGUUCGCAGCCAGCGAGAACAUUUGUCCAGGCCGAGGGUGGAGUUCUUCUCUGUAUGCCCGGGUUUGUCGGUCAGCAUCGGGUUGGUUCCGGGUCUUCUGAGCGAAUUUCUACCCUUGCCUGUAAGCUGAUCACCAGUUUCCGGAAAAACGCUUCGCUUGGACUGCCUUCGAUCAAUGGAGAGGUGUUUGUAUUUAACAGCACGACCGGAAAGUUGGAAGCGAUCAUCGAAGCAAACCAUCUAACCGGUAUAAGAACGGCCACCGCUUCCCUUGUGGCAACAGACCAUCUCUUUUUGAAGCCUGCGCGAGCUCAUGCAGCGGAUGGAACGGUUAGCAUUCAGCUUGGAAUUGUUGGAUGUGGAUUUCAGGGUAUGAUGCAUGCGAUCGGGUUUGUCCGUACGCAGUCCCAGGGACGGGUAAGAACGAUCCGACUUUGGAACCGAACACCAGGACGUGCAACAAAGCUGAAGGAAGUGCUGUUGGAGGAAGCGAAGGCCACUAACAGCAACUAUUCCGUGUUUGUUUGCGACACGGUGGAGGAUUGCUGUCGGGAUUGCGAUGUGAUUGUAACGGCAACUGGAUCGAGUGAACCGCUCGUUUACCGGAGUUUCCUGAAGCCGAACGUGCACAUUAAUGCUGUCGGAGCGGGUGAAUACCAUCAUGCCGAGCUGGCCCAGGACGUGUAUGACGAAUGUCAGGUGUACAUCGAUCAUCAGGAGGGUGCCCGAAAGGAGCUGGCCUCUCUUCGCUCCACCAUCGUCGGUGAGGUUGGUGAAGUGAUCUUGCGGGAAAAUCGUCCCGAAGAGAUGAGUCUGCUACCGAAACCGGGCGGUAUCAGUGUGUUCCAGUCGCUCGGUAUGGCUACAGAGGAUGUAACUGUUGGGAGGUUAAUCUACGAAAAGUAUUUGAAAACUCAGCAGGAUGGAUCAGCAGGACCGAGUUCUGAUUAA